AUGGAAUCAGAGUUGAGAGGAGGACAGAGUGGGGAAGGGAAGACAAGAAAAAAAUGGCUUUCGGAGGAGGAACUCAAGAAUGGUCCUAACACAAGGGAUCAGUUGGUCACAGAGGACACGUUGAAGGACAGAAGCCACAACUUUAGAUCUUCCUGGUAG
Dovyalis caffra is the source of this 159-nucleotide messenger RNA. NCBI's taxonomy places the organism in Eukaryota, Viridiplantae, Streptophyta, Magnoliopsida, Malpighiales, Salicaceae. The record is from the annotation of a GenBank genome assembly.